Messenger RNA from Lindgomyces ingoldianus, 4341 nucleotides. RefSeq lists its product as uncharacterized. The transcript is spliced from 2 exons. Lineage: Eukaryota; Fungi; Ascomycota; Dothideomycetes; Pleosporales; Lindgomycetaceae. The coding region runs from base 140 to 4264 and encodes 1374 amino acids. Gene Ontology annotation, biological process: regulation of GTPase activity. The record is from RefSeq and is a predicted model, not a curated record.
GGCUCUGCGCCGACCGUAACGCCACCAUUUGUCACACGGCGCACACGGUUGGCAUCAUUUCCGCGCAGAAUACUCAAAAGAGCGUGCUUCCAAUAAGUAUCCGGGAUAGCCCAACCAGCGGGCUCACCAACCAUUGUUCAUGGAUCAAUCGAGGCAGACCAGGCGGAACAGAAGGGAGAUCGGCGCUCCAGAGGCGACACCAUCCCGGGACAGAUGGCGAGACGACACCGAGUUGUACACCCGCAGCAACUAUCCCUCGUCGACGAUUCGCGCUGUCACCCCCGAGGCCAUUCCCGAGGGCGAGGUUGCGCAGAACAGCUACGCCAGAGAUACACACCUAGCAUCAUCGCCGCCCAUAUCGCCUCGCUCUGGCAGCAGCCUCCAGCGCGACCCUCAGGCCCCCAGGAACACCAACCCGCGCAGCUUUGUUUCCAGGUCCAACUCCAGCGAAGCUGAUUACACACUACGAAAUGCUAGAGAGGGGCAAACAAGGCCGCGAACAAGGACGCUAGAAGAGCGGUCCACACGAGACAGGUCGCCGCCGAACCUGUUCGUGACGAGCCGGCACCGCAUCGGCUCGGUGCACUCGACAGGCUCUGCUAACUUCCAGGCUCUCGAAGAAGCCGUCGUGACCUCGAUAGGGCAUCCGUCCACCAUCUCUCCUCCCUCGCACCCCCCACCGCGAACCUCUAGCUCGAAUCGAAGCCGCCUCAUCAAGCAGCCCCCACGCACUGCUUCCCCCAUCCCGCAGAUGGUGGCCUCUCCCAAUGCUCAGCCCGACUCUUGGGUGUCGCCCGUCCCAGCAUCGGAUGCAAGGAAGGUCCUAAAGCUUAUGCGCGCCACGUGCGGCAAGAUGCAAGGCAUGCUGGCCUUUAGACGCGGCGAGGCAAACCCGUGGUCUUUGUCGUACUGCUAUAUAAACGAGGAGGCUGGGAGUCUCGUGUACGAGCCUAAGAGCGACACAUCCUAUCAUCGCACCCUCGUUCCUGACCUCCGAGGCUGCCGUGUGAAGAGCGCAUACGAUGCCGAAUCCUACACGGCUUACAUCCACGUUCUCGGGCAUAACUCGAAGUUGGAGGUCUUCUUGCGGCCGCCCACCCAAGACGAGUUCGAUUCGUGGUUCGCGGCGUUGCUAUGCUGGCAACCCAUUCGUCCCAAAGGAAUACACAACAAAAUGGCCAAACCACAAACCUCGCUCGUAGCCGAGCGGCGGCUUGCUGACAGCAGGAGACAUUCGGAGGUGUCACUCCUAAAAGAAGCGCCAAUCAUCAAGGUCGGGAAAAUGAUAUACUGGGACACUAGUGUCACAUACAGCAACACUGGCACGCCAAAAACUGGGGCUUCGAGACCACAAGCGUACCGGAUACAGAGUCACGGCUCGCGGAGGUGGAGAAGGGUCUCUUGUACCCUUCGAGAAAACGGAGAGCUCAAGCUGUACUCCGACACUGAUGUCACACUAGUCUCCGUGGUGCAACUCUCUCAGCUCUCUCGAUGUGCUGUCCAGCGAUUGGAUCCCUCGGUAUUGGAUAACGAAUUUUGCAUCGCCAUUUAUCCACAAUAUACAUCUACAUCUACAUCGUUAUCAUUGUUACGCCCCAUAUUUCUGUCCCUAGAAUCACGAGUCUUAUAUGAGGUAUGGAUUGUCCUACUCCGAGCAUUCACUAUUCCGCAGCUGUACGGGCCUAAGCAGCCAACGCUGAACGAGGAGGGCGCACUAUCGCCGUCCUUUGGAACCCAAGAUAUGUUCCGAAUGGAGCGAUCGCUGUUCUUUCGGGUUGUCGAGGCCAGGUUGAUGCCGCCAAUAAGCCCCAAAAUGGCGGAACACGGUACACCAACACGGCCAGCUUCGUCAGUGACGAACUCCGGAGGCUACUAUGUGGAGGUGUUGCUUGACGGUGAAACAAGAGCGCGAACUAUGGCCAAGUCAGAAGGCCAGAACCCGUUUUGGAGAGAGGAGUUCGAGUUUUUAGAUCUUCCCGCUGUCCUCUCAACAGCAUCUUUAUUGCUCAAGAAGCGACCUCCCAGUCAGAUGCGCGCCGACAAAGGCCACCACGACAACCCGCUGUCCUCAGACUCUUUCACUUCGGAAGGCGCUGGCGGCUAUGCUGGUAUAUCAUUCGAUCAAACAUGCGGCAAAACAGACAUCUACCUGGAUGAUCUUGGCCCAAAUCAAGAGAUCGAAAAGUGGUGGCCGUUAGUUAAUAUGUAUGGAAAUAGUGUGGGGGAAGUUUUUGUCAAGGUCAGCGCGGAGGAGUGUGUCAUACUAAUGGCUCGGGACUACCAGCCUAUGUCGGAGCUUCUUCACAGGUUCUCAAACGGGUUGACACUACAAAUCGCCCAGAUGAUACCAAAUGAACUCAAGAGACUAUCCGAAUACUUACUCAAUAUCUUCCAAGUCUCUGGACAAGCUGGAGAGUGGAUCAUGUCUCUUGUGGAAGAAGAAAUAGACGGGACACUGAAAGAAACCCCAGCCAGCCGGUUGCGAUUCAGCAAACGGCUAGGCUCCACUGAUUCCACCGAAUCAUUCGGCUCCUCUAGCGACCGGGAGCUAUUCGUACGUGACAUGGGCAAUAACGCCAAACUUGAGGCCAACCUUUUGUUUCGCGGCAACACUCUCCUGACCAAGUCCUUGGAUUUCCAUAUGAAAAGACUCGGGAAAGAAUAUCUAGAGGAGACGUUAUGCGAGAAGUUGAGGGAGAUCAAUGACAAGGACCCAGAAUGUGAAGUUGAUCCAAAUAGGAUCACAUCGCAACAUGAGCUGGAUAGGAAUUGGAGACGCUUGAUCAACUUAACGGAAGAUCUGUGGAAAGCAAUCUACAACUCAAUAUCUCGCUGCCCCCAGGAACUUCGACUGAUCUUUAGGCAUAUUCGAGCUUGUGCCGAAGAUCGAUACGGCGACUUCCUUAGGACGGUCAAGUAUAGCAGCGUGUCAGGUUUCUUAUUCCUGAGGUUCUUUUGUCCCGCUGUUCUCAAUCCGAAGCUCUUCGGGUUGCUUAAAGACCACCCGAAGCCGAAAGCACGCCGAACGCUUACACUCAUCGCUAAAUCUCUCCAAGGUCUUGCUAACAUGUCCUCUUUCGGCACAAAAGAGCAGUGGAUGGAGCCCAUGAAUGUUUUCUUAAAUUCGCACCGGCAAGAAUUCAAGACCUACAUCGACAACCUUUGCUCGAUAUCAUCUUCAACAUCAACACUACCCCCAAUUCCUCCUUCAUACAGCACACCCCUCGCUAUUCUCCAACGCCUCCCUCCAACCUCCCGAGAAGGUUUCCCCUCCUUGCCCUACCUAAUUGAUCACGCCCGCAAUUUUGCCGCCCUAGUCGACCUUUGGCUUGAUAACACCAAAGACUCAGCCCGUAAUAUCCAGUCCACAGAUGGAGACCUCCUUCGUUUCCACAACAUAUGCGUUAGCUUACACGAACGCACAAGCGAUUGCCUCAACCGGGCUGAACGCGCUGAACGCCCUAGUUCUAGCCUCAGCGUCAAAUGGGAAGAACUCGUGGAGCAGUUGCAAGGUUCUGCAUCCUUCGAGCCGACUCGUGGGGCUGCAACUCGCAAUAAAGCUACCGCAUCGGCAUCUGCCUCGAUGCCCACAAGUCCAUUGACUGAAGAGCUAACCAGCUCCUCAUCUACGAGCACACCAAUCACCAUGAAACCCGCCAGAGCACCGAAGACGAGACAUCAACAGAACUCGUCGAUAUCGGCUUCCGCGAGCUCCGUGACGUCUACCUCGUCAAACCCAUUAACAAUGAAAGGCAGGAUUGGCGCAUACGCGCCUAGCCUGAAUGAGUCAAUUUCAGCGUCUACAUCGGCAUCGGCAUCGGCUUCUGCAGCCGAGGAAACGCCACCGGGAAGUAGUGAUGGCUUGCAUAUGGUGUCAAUAGGGUCGUCGUCCUCAUUCACGGCAAAUCCAAAUGUUCAUAUUAAUUUGGCGCAUAUCAACUCCGAUCCCACAUCCCGCCCGCCGAGGAGUGCAGGAGGCAUGAGUAUGGAGGGAAGUGAAGCGGGUAGUGGGGAAGAGUAUACAACGGCACUUCCAAGAUUCGAUAAAGAGAAGGAGAAGAAAGAGAAAGGCCUUAGGGGUGUUUUGCCAUUCAAAUCUCGGAGACGGGAUAAGGACAAGGAUAAAGACAAAGAUAGCGAGCGGAAGGGCAAAGAGAGGGAUCGUGAUGCGGAUCGUAAUACGGACCGAGGCGGAGCUACUUCAAGCGCACUAGGUGCAUAUGGAUCAAGAGGCAUCAAUGAAGGCGUCGGAGGGGAGUGGUGACUAGAUGGUUGGUACACAGGGAAGUACAAUAGCCCGAAGUUGGGAAGGGACAAGGGAGGCAGGCGGAACUCCGACGC